Messenger RNA from Corticium candelabrum, 1344 nucleotides. RefSeq lists its product as uncharacterized. Gene Ontology annotation, molecular function: zinc ion binding. The record is from RefSeq and is a predicted model, not a curated record. The transcript has a single exon. The coding region runs from base 24 to 1067 and encodes 347 amino acids. NCBI's taxonomy places the organism in Eukaryota, Metazoa, Porifera, Homoscleromorpha, Homosclerophorida, Plakinidae.
CGAACGGAGAGGCUUCGAAAUCGAUGAGUCAACACGCAGACCAACAGUGCCGCUUUUGUUUGGACGGAGAGGGAGAUCUCAUUGCGCCCUGUCUGUGCUCGGGCACCUCCAAAUGGGUACACCGUCGAUGUCUCGACAACUGGCGCACGAGCCAAUACAACUACCGCUGCUUCACACACUGCAGCACUUGCAACUUUCAAUACAGAGUCAAAUAUCGUAACGGAAGUCGUUGUAUGUCCAACAAAGCCAAAGUUCGGCUCUUUGUUGCGCGCGACCUCAUCAGCAUUCUCUUGUUUUUACAAAUUCUCGUCGCCGCUCUGGGUGCUGUAGUCUUUGCCAUCGACCAAGCGACCGGAUACAAUAUACUGAAAGAGAUAUCGGAAGAAGAUGCGAAAAAGAUAUCGAAAGGAGACGCGAAAGUGAAAGUGAUGGUGUACUACCUUUGUGGGCUGGUGGCGUUGCUGGCACUGCUCGGUCUCUCCACUCUGUUGGGCGUCUGCUGCUGCUGCUGCUGCUCGAGUAAUGUAUGCCAAUCCGAUGACAACGACUCUGAUUGCUACUGCUGCUGGUGGGGCUACCCGUGCUAUCCUUCAUGGUAUUGUUCACACCAGUACUAUCCCCACGGGGCUGGUUGUUGCAGUGUGCCAGUAUUCGAUUGUGUCGUGUGCGCCGGAGAUACUGCAGACUGUCAUGGAGGCAACCGUGGUUGUGGUGGUACUAGAGUGAUGAUAAUAUUGUUUCUUGUUGUGGUUGCCAUUUUGGCUAUUCUGGGUUUUUUAGUGAUGGUUUAUGUAUUGGCCAUAGUUGGACAGAGACUGUUCCAGCGUCGUGUUGAAAUUCUGGCUCGUCAGGAAGCGUGUCGACAGCAAGAAAUCGUGGAUUUGUCAGAGAUAGAUAUGUCUCAAAUUGAAGAGUACGCAGUUGUGAACCUUGAGCCUUCUGCUCCACCCGAGCCAGACCAAGAUUCUCCCAGUCAAGUGGCACCUUCUGCUUCACCUAGGUAUAUGGUUAACGAUACGGAGUGUAGAGAAGAUGAACCACUGCUACCUGCACCUGUCAACUCAUGACCUGUGAACUGCAUGUGUAGCUAGAAGCGCCCAUCUUCCCUGAAAGGAGCACAAUCUAUUGCAUUUUGCUGUCGAUUGUAGCUAUAUAGGUAUGCUUGUUGCUGCUUCUUGUUUGUAGAUGUAGUUUUGUUUAUGAAUGUCGCAUCUGCAGGACUUAAUGAAUUAAUAGACACUGCUAGACAUAUUACAUGUGUUGUCAGUGAUAUGAGUAUCAGCUACUGCAUGUGUGUAGCUUGUGGGACUACAUACAUGUGGGACUACAUACAUAAUGAUAAAG